Parasteatoda tepidariorum (common house spider) is the source of this 974-nucleotide messenger RNA. RefSeq lists its product as uncharacterized. The record is from RefSeq and is a predicted model, not a curated record. Lineage: Eukaryota; Metazoa; Arthropoda; Arachnida; Araneae; Theridiidae.
UGGGGAAAACGGAAACCUUUCCGCCGAUGUAUUCCUAAGAAAAGAUAAAAUAAAAAUUUAAUUUAAUGCUAUAAUAAUUGCUGAAUGAUUAGUUCUACAAAAUGUAGGAGUAUAUCGUAACAAUUUUAAAAUAUAUUUCAAAUCCAUUUACGUGAACAAACGUGAAAUGUAAUAUGCAAAAAAAUGAUGUGUCUAUCGGCAACGCUAAUAAAUAUGUGGAUAAGGCUUUAAAAAAAUUACGGAGAGAAUUUGAACCAUUUAAAAUACCAGAUGUUGAAGAAAAGAAUUUUGAAAUUCACAAGGGUAGGGUGACAGGGCUUUCAAGUUUAUACAGGCACGGUGAUUGCACUCUCGAUUAUGAAGAUGGAGGAAUACUCAUGACUAUUGAAGUUGCUGUACGCAAUGUUGCCAUCAACGUUCAAUAUGCGAAAAAAAUUCUUUUCUUUUGGAUAAAAGGUCACGCAAUGAUUUCUGUAGACAAUUGUGCUGUGAAAAUGAAAAUAUCUACCAAGAACAGUGAAUCAAGCUGUCAAGUUAUUAAUUUAGGAAAAUAUGAGCUAAAAAGACUCACAGGCAUGAGUGUUCUGCUGAACUGGUUGGUUAAACUUGUGGUCAAUGUCGUAGCCAGAAACUCGCGAAAAAUAAUUAUAAGGGCUUUAGAGCAAUUUUUUUCAUGAAACUUCCGUGUGAAAUAUUUCUUCUAUUAAAUAAUUACAUCACGAAUUUAAAGUAAUUUUUACUAUAAGAGCAGCUGUGCAAAGUUUGUGCUGAACACACGAGUAAUACUAGUACAAAGUACACACUAAUGCAAAGCUUGUGAUAUUAGCAGAAAGAGCUCUUGUAACUUUUUUUUACAGAAUCAUAUAUUUAUUUGAUUGUUGCCACCAUUUGAUACAUUUUCACCCUGCUUGUUAAAUGUUAAAAUAAUGUUUAUAAGUAUCAAACAAAUUUCUUAUUAAACCCUAAAGAGUUUA